GUAUCAGGCAAGUGCGCAUACUGUUUAAGAAGAUGGAAAAAGCCUCCCUUUCGUAUCUUCAGAGUCAAUCUACUUUUUCGAAACACCUAACAGCCAUGUAUUGGAACGCUCUCAUCGCCGGUGCCGUCUUGGGGCAGACUGCCUCCGCGCAGAACAUGCUGCGGUUUGGCUGCUCGCAGCUUACUAUAGAGCGUGCUGAUCCUCUCGUUACCCCGGGCCAGGCACCUUCGCCCCAUACUCACCAGAUCAUCGGAGGGAACUCAUUCAACUUGACGAUGGAGCCAGGAAAAUUCGAUCCGCCAUCCAAAUCCACCUGCACCUCAUGCACCUACUCGGAGGAUUUCUCGAACUACUGGACGGCCUCUCUCUACUUCAAGUCGCCUGAAAACGGCACAUACCAGCGUGUUCCACAAUACGCCAACCUUGGUAUCCAGCAGAAGGGUGGCAUGACCGUCUACUACAUGCCCUACUCAGCCAAGAACAACAAGAUGACGGCCUUCAAGCCCGGUUUCCGCAUGAUUGCAGGCGACCCCAUGACCACCAAAAACAACCGUGUAUCCAUCUGCCAUCGCUGCCUCGGCAAUGGUGAGGGCUUUGCACCAUGCGACGCAAAGGACACGGGUGAACUCCCAACCAAGUACUGCCCUAAUGGUAUUCGCGCAACUGUCAUCUUCCCCAGCUGCUGGGACGGUGUCAAUGUCGACUCGCCCGACCACAAGAGCCAUGUCGCGUACUCCAACUCGGGAGGUCUUGGAUCCCAGAACUGCCCAUCUACUCACCCUGUUCCGAUCCCGCAGGUGAUGUACGAGAUUAUGUGGGAUACCGGACGCUACAAGAACAAUGCGUGGUACGGAAAUGGCAAGCAGCCGUUUGUCUACAGUUUCGGCGACAAGGUUGGCUAUGGCCAGCACGGAGACUACCUCUUUGGCUGGAAAGACGACUCCCUGCAAAAGGCCAUGGAUGCACUACCCACUGGAAAGUGCGCCAACGCCAACUGCAGCGUACUCAAGAUCCAGUCAGCACAGCAGGCCGAGCAGUGUACCAAAGCGCAGCAGGUUGUGGAGGAUGUUGGUAAAGAUGGUGCUUGGAUCAAGGAGCUUCCCGGUGGUGUUCAGGUUAGGGAGUAG
Molecule: messenger RNA, 1127 nt
Organism: Periconia digitata
Lineage: Eukaryota; Fungi; Ascomycota; Dothideomycetes; Pleosporales; Periconiaceae
Source: the annotation of a GenBank genome assembly